This is a messenger RNA of Oldenlandia corymbosa var. corymbosa, 2554 nucleotides long. Lineage: Eukaryota; Viridiplantae; Streptophyta; Magnoliopsida; Gentianales; Rubiaceae. The record is from the annotation of a GenBank genome assembly.
AUAUGAACUCUUGCCUCAACGGUUUAAAUGACAAGAGGUCCCAGCGUGAGGAAUCAAUUCUCACAAGUAAAAUUUGUGAACUACUUUCCUUCUUCAAAAGAAAGAAGAAUAUUAGUACUAUUAGUGCACUUGUUUGCCACUAUAAAACUCCGAAUUCAGCCAAGUUUUUCAAAUCCCAUCCAAACCAACUCUGAGAAGACUACUAGUACUAAUCCAUUCAAGAGUAUCAAAAUCAUUCUUUACUUUUCAAUUUUUUUCCCCCUCACCAACUUGGAUUGAGAUUAGCCUUCGUUUAUGCAAAGGAUAAUCAUGGGAGCCAAUGUUUCAACAUGGCAGGAACCCAAUGGAUCAUCAUUACCACCAUCACAAAAGAAACCUCAAGUCAUUGCCUUCCAUUCAUCAGCCAAAUGGAAAGUCCAUUUUGAAGCCUUAAAACAAACUUCCAAACUGAUCGUCAUCGAUUUCACAGCUUCGUGGUGUGGACCUUGUCGAUACAUAGAACCGGCAAUCUACGAAUUCGCUGCUAAAUAUACAGAUGUUGAGUUUGUCAAGAUUGAUGUGGAUGAGCUAGAGGUUUGUAUACUUUUUGCAUCAAUUUUGUUGACUAAGUUAAUUAAUUAAGACAUAGUAAUAUUAGUAUCCUUAUUAUUGAUGGUGGCUUUGAGAAAACAGGAUGUGGCUGAAGAAUUCGGGGUGCAGGCAAUGCCAACAUUCAUACUGAUAAAGCAAGGCAAACAGUUGGACAAGAUUGUGGGUGCCAAGAAGGAGGAACUCCAGAAGAAGAUUGAGAAACACAGAGUUUAAUCCUAAGGCUGACUCCAUAGCUGCUGAUUCAAACCUUCUCUAAUCAUACUUAUUUGGUCUUGAGAAAAAGAUAAAUAAACGGGGGGAAAUCCGACAGGGGAGUUAUUCUAGCUAGUCUGCUAAUUUUAUGUUUAUUUUUGUACGUAGUUUGUCUUAGCAUGGAUGGAUUGCGUUAGAUGACCAAUUCCAAUUUGAUGUAUUGUGUCAAGAUUUUGCACAAAAAAAAUAUAUGCUUUCAGCUGAUAAAAGUGUUACGUACGACAUCAUUAUUAUCAAACCAAAGGGAACAACUGAGUUGAACAACAAAGUUUGCCAAAAAAGACAGAAAUCCAAGAAUGCAAAUUCCUCUUUUCGAAUUCAGUUUCCUAAAAAUGUACUGGUUGAAUCAAUGGCAAAUUCUACACAAAAUGAGACAACAGUCAAAGAAAUGGCAACUUGUAAGAGAAGGACUGCCAUCUAAAAAUCAUAGAACAUCGAAAUCUAAUGAGAAAUCAAUCUACCAAACAAUAUGUGCAAACAAUCGGGUACUGAUGAAGCCGGAUUGAACUUUUAAAUUUUCCCCAAGAAUCAAGGCUUUCUCUUCUCAGGGGGAAUUUCCAGGAUUCUGAGCAGGGCCGGGCAGAGGAGAGAUAAAAUCAAAUUCAUCACCAAGGAGGAAAUCAUCAUCCUCAGUCUCAGGAACUCCUGAUGAACUAGGAAAGCUAAAUUCAUAUGGUAAGUAGUCAAUAUUAUCCACAGGCUUCAUAACACCUCCUUGUAGACCUCCAAUUGCACCGCCGCCAGUUGCAUUAGCAACCACCACAGAAUAUGACUCAGACGGAAAAGCCCGGCUAUCCAAGACCUGCUGACCAUUAUUCUUCUGCAGAUGGAAUUGACAUUGGAUGGAUGGGAGCUGGUUGGGUGAAAGACGUGCAAAUGGAACAGCAUUAUAUUCAGCACGGAAUGGGUAGGGUUGCGAUAAUCGGUUCAACUCUGCCUGGGAAUAAUGGGAUGGACCAGCAACAGCAGCAUGAUUGGGCAAACCAUGAGCGACAUUCUGAUGAGAAUCUUCUUCUACUUCACCAUCAUUUGGAGCAAUACCACCAUCUUCUUCACUCUCUCCUCUAGCUCUUUUUUUUGACUUAGGGGUUGGACUCUUCUUCGUGCCAGGUUUUAGGUAGAUUUUACAUAGAACACAAUCAUCCAACUGCCAAAUCAAGUUCCAUAUUUGUUAGACUAAUGUGGAAGUUGAAAUAUGGCAUCUAUAUUUGCAAUCCUGGAAAUCGAAUAUGGCAUUUCAUAAUUCAGAAAAGCUUUGCUGAGAGAAAGAGUUUACCCUCAUAUUAUUAGCCUCGGCCUUGGCAGGAAGUGGAGGAUUUUUUAGCCAAAAUUCAUGCAUGAGCCAUUCAGUCCUCUCCCCAGAGGAAGGUUUUCCUUUAUGAUAAGCCAGGGACUUCCUGAAUCCAAGUUCUUCUCCCCGAGGACCACCAGUUAUUAUGCGAUUUGCCCCAGUAGCCUUCCAAAAACCAUCUCCAGCAGUCCGUUUUGGACGACCGCCUUGUGGGUAUUUCCUAUCUCUUGGAGUGAAGAAGAACCAUCGAUUUCCCCCCAUAUUUGGAUACUUAGCUGUUCAAAGAUGGCCAAGAAAAAAUCCCCACGUCAAGAAAUGGUGCAGGCUUAGUACUACUCACAAAUAAGUUUACAGCAAAAACAGUAAUAUCAGUUUUUUUUUUUUUUUGAUUAUGUAUUAAUCUUGAUUGCAUAGUUUCAG